Mauremys mutica (yellowpond turtle) is the source of this 2690-nucleotide messenger RNA. Its product is annotated as transmembrane protein 151B-like. Bases 477 to 2003 code for a protein of 508 amino acids. The record is from RefSeq and is a predicted model, not a curated record. The transcript has 3 exons. Lineage: Eukaryota; Metazoa; Chordata; Testudines; Geoemydidae.
UAACGAUCCGCGGCUGUACUGGAUUGCCAGGCGGACUUCUCACGCCGGUUGCUGGGAGGCACUUCCCUAAAUGCGGCUUCUGGCGUUGGCUGAUAAAGUGACCGUGCUUGCAACGCCAAGGGAGUGCGAGUGACUUACACACGCACACACACUCCCCCCCCUCCCCCUCCCCUCUUCAUUCGGAUUGUGGCGGCUGAUGCGUGUGUGGGGACCCGGCUCUGAAUCGUGUGGAUUCUGCAGGAGCAGAACUCUGCUUUGGGGAUGGGGAGAAACCUGCCGUCCCAGGGCUUCCUUACUGGUAAAUUCCGACUGUCCUGCUGGGAGGAGGAACUUGGAAACCCUGCGGCCCCCGGGUUUAUUUGAGGUGAGGGGGGCUGGGAGACAGGAAUGGCAAAGAAUGUCUUCGGAGGUGGAAACAGAACCAGCUGCUGAAACAACUUCGAGCAGCCCAGGGGGAAGAACAGCAGCACCUGCAGAUGUUCGAGAGGAGCCCAGCACAGCAUGACAUGCAACAGAUUCAUUGCAACAUCAUCAGGGUGAGGACGCUAAUCCUGUCCUCUCACGGAACACAGCAACGCCCUGUCAAGCAGUCCUUGAGUGCCUCCAUGUGCAGAGAAUCCCACUGGAAAUGCCUCCUUCUUUCCAUCCUUAUGUAUGGCUGCGUGGGUGCUGUGGCCUGGUGUCAGCUAGCCCGAGUCACCAAGCUCAGCUUUGAUAGCUCCUUCAAAGGCAAGUCUAUGAUCUACCAUGAUAGCCCGUGCUCUGAUGGCUAUGUCUACAUCCCCCUAGCCUUCCUCACCAUGCUGUACGUGGCCUACCUGGUGGAAUGUUGGCACUGCCAUGCCAAAAGCGAACUCCAGUACAAGGCAGAUGUGGACAGCGUCUAUGACCGUAUCAACCGCAUGCAGCAAGCCACUCCCUGUAUCUGGUGGAAGGCCAUCAGCUACCACUUUGUGCGACGCACCCGGCAGGUGACCCAGUACCGCAAUGGUGAUGCUUAUACCACCACGCAGGUCUACCAUGAGCGGGUCAACACACAUGUGGCUGAAGCUGAGUUUGACUACUCUCACUGUGGAUUCAAGGACAUCUCCAAGGAGCUGCUAGGCCUAGAAUGCUACACAGCCACGAAGCUGAAGUUCACCAAGUGCUUCAGCUUUGCCAACACAGAGUCAGAGAACUCCUACCUGACCCAGAGGACUCACUUUUUCACAGAGAUUGAGGGGCUGGAUGACUACAUGGAGGUCAGGGAAGGCAUGCAGCUCAAAAACAUAGACUUCAAAGAGCUUAUGAUGGCCUAUGGGGACCCAGAGCAUCUCCCAUGGUACGUGUCCCACUAUACUUUCUGGGUGGCAGCUGUCUUGAUGAUUUCCUGGCCACUGCGGGUGCUCAUAGAGUAUCGGACUGCGUACGUGCACUACCAUGUUGAGAAGCUCCUAGGCCUAGAGUACACAGUGCCUGGCAUAGCAGAGGAGCCCCUGUAUAGGUAUCGCAUGCCCCGGGAUAACACUCAGGACAGCACUGAACUGGAAUGGCACAUCUGUACCAACCGACAGCUGAUCCCCAGCUACUCGGAGGCCAUGCUCCUGGACCUGACACACUCCCCUGUGUACAACGGCUACUCCAUGUGUGGGUACAGUGAAAUAGCUCAUGGCUGUGAAUGCUGCAACCAGGCCUCCAGCAACUCCUCCAUCUUCUCCCGCUACGCCUUCCACAGUGGCAGCGGAAACUCACGCCUCUCCCUCAACACCAGCCGCUUCUCUUUGUGCCGGGUUCAUGGCUCCCACAGGACAGGCCUCGGGAGGAGCUGCAGCAGCAGCAUUGCGGACCGUGGCUGCCAGGAUGAACAAUGUUGCUCUUACUCUAGCCAGUUAGCCAUCAAUGAAAACCCACCCACCUACCAGGAUGCCCGCUUUUUCCCAGUGUUAAUUGUGCACAGGCCUGAAGGGCACGAGGGGAGGCGCUUCUACAUCCGGCGCUCAUCCUGCCUGGAGACGGCUCUGUGAUCAGACCUUAUAGUUCUAUGGCUCCUCCCUCCCCAGGACAGCUCCAUUGCACUAGUGCUGUUUGACAGAGAUGCUAUCAGCAGGGAAACUGUUAACUUCAAGACUGUGCCAUCACACACUAGCUCCACAGGGCAAACUCUCCAAUUCUAAUUCCCCUCACUGCCAAUGCAAGAAAAUAUAUCCUCUCUGACAAGCAGCUACUCAUUUCUCUUCCUCACACUUUCCAUUACUUCCCCAUUACUGGGUGUCCCCUCUCUUUUUUCCUCUUUCCUCCCCUUCUUCCGCUCAUCAGUCACCCUUUUCCUUUCAUCCCCUGUUCCUGUCUCCUCUCUCAUUCCCAUCUCCAUCCUCCCCUCACAUUUCAGUCAUUAUACUUUGCACCACAACAUCAAUUUUCACCUGAGGAUCUCAAAGUGCUUUGCAAACACUGAUGCAUUUAGCCUCUCAAGUCUCUUUUAAGAAAGGAAACUGAGGCCCAGAGAGGUUAAGUGAUUCGCCCAAGAUCACACAGCAAGUCAGUGGCAGAGCCAGAAGCAGAAUUCAAAUCUGCAGACUCCCAGUCACCUGCUAUUACCACCAGACCAGGCUUAUCUUUCCCUUCUCCUUCUCUCAUUUACUCCCUCCCUCUUUCACUGUCUCCUGUUCUUCUCUGUCCAUGCCUGUCUUUCUUUCGGCUGUUUCAGUUCU